This is a messenger RNA of Alternaria alternata, 1185 nucleotides long. RefSeq names its product alpha/beta-hydrolase. Gene Ontology annotation, biological process: epoxide metabolic process. The transcript has 6 exons. The coding region runs from base 1 to 1185 and encodes 394 amino acids. NCBI's taxonomy places the organism in Eukaryota, Fungi, Ascomycota, Dothideomycetes, Pleosporales, Pleosporaceae. Gene Ontology annotation, molecular function: epoxide hydrolase activity. The record is from RefSeq and is a predicted model, not a curated record.
AUGCCCUCUGAAAUCAAACCUUUCGACUCCACUAUCCCCCAAACAGAAGUCGAUCGCCUCUUUCGCAAGCUAGCCGAUACAAGAUUGCCUACCCAACCCAUUGUACCUGAUGCCGGCGAGGACUAUGGACCAUCACUCGAGUGGGUACAGACAUUGUACAAUCACUGGCUCAACAAGUUUGAUUGGGGGAGAGCACAAAAGCAGAUUAAUGAGUGGAACCAUUUUACGACUGAGAUCGAGGAGUUAAAGAUACAUUUUAUACAUCAGAAGGCGGAGAGAAGGGAUGCGGUGCCGUUGUUGUUGGUUCAUGGGUGGCCAGGAACAUGGUUUGAGUUCCAGAACGUAAUGCAACCCCUAUUGAAUCCUGAAAACGAUACACAACCAGCUUUCGAUCUCGUUGUCCCGUCGCUACCAGGGUAUUGCUGGUCGCAAGGUCCACCGAGGGGACAUACCUUGCAGGAUACUGCGAGGUUGUUCGAUGAGUUGAUGAAGAGACUUGGUUACACGUCCUACGCCGCCCAAGCCGGAGAUUGGGGUCACUGGGUCGUCCGCGAACUUGGCUCUGGUCGGUAUCCCAACUGCAAAGCAGUGCACACGAACAUGUGUCCUGGCGCACCCCCAGAAGGCACUAGCCUAACGGAGAAAGAAAAGAAGGGGAUAGCGAGAGCGGAGUGGUUUCUAGGGAAGCCGCUAAAUGAGACGCAUAUGGGGUAUGCGAUUGAGAUGAGAACACGACCGCAGACUAUUGGCGUGGCCUUCAACGAUAAUCCCGUCGGGAUCAUGAUGUUCUUUGGUGAAAAAUACAAUGAACUUGCUGAUCCAAGUUUAGGCACAGCGACACUCGUUAACGAGCAGUGGCUACAUGAUCUUUGCACGACGCUUUCGUUGUAUUUCUUCACGCCGCCAAGUGUCAUGACGAGUAUGUUAUCCUAUUACAACAAUGUGCGUCACGAAAUGUACACCAAAUUCGACGCCAAAGAAGAAAACCUGAUCCGCGUGCCUCUGGGCGUGAGCACGUUUCCCUACGAUGCUUUUCCUGCGCCCAAAAGUGGUGUCGAGACUACAUGUACGGAUCUGAAGUUUUUCAGAGAUCAUGACCAUGGAGGACAUUUUGCAUGCAUGGAGUGUCCGGAGGAGAUGGUGAGGGAUAUGAGAGAAUUUUUCGGAAAAUGGUACAAGGUCUGA